Molecule: messenger RNA, 679 nt
Organism: Neltuma alba
Lineage: Eukaryota; Viridiplantae; Streptophyta; Magnoliopsida; Fabales; Fabaceae
Exons: 2
Coding region: 89-520 (143 amino acids)
Source: RefSeq, a predicted model, not a curated record
CGUUUUAUCCAAUAUCUUGCUCCCCGGAUCUUCCCACUUCAAAUUCAUUCCAAAUUUUCGUUUGCUCCCAACGCCGAAACGUAAAAGCAUGUCCACCAUUUCUUCUUUCACAUUCAUAAACUCCAAUUCCAAUAUCUUGUUCCCUUUUCCACUCUCUCCAGCCCCUCCUCCAUCUUCUCGUACUUCCUCUGAGUUGCAGUUACUCCAUCCUUCUUCACAUUACCCUAAAUUGCCUUCCACUUCUGUGAUUCGCUCAAUUUCUUCAAGAAAAUCUCUAAUCCACCUUUGUUGUAAAUCCCCUGAAGCGGAAGAGCUGUACUCGCCGGAAGACGAGUGGCUCCAGAAGCUUCCCGAAAAGAAGAAGCCCCUUUAUUCGCACAGCUUACCUUGCAUUGAGGCUUGGUUGCAGAAUCUAGGUUUUUGUCAAAGCAACGACGAUAGGGCUCUUUGGUUUAUUCAGAAGCCAGAUUGGCACGCUCAACUCUCUCUCGACAUCACUGACCUCUAUAUAAGGAGCUAGAAAGGAUUUCAUCGACUUUUUUUGAUGGAAUAGGAUUUCCUGUUGCAGAAUGAAGAUUCGAUUAUUGUGCAGGUAUUUGAAGAGUGGACCAGGAAACCUUGAAAAGGAUGUGGAAAGGAGGUUCAGCUACGCUCUGAGCAGAGAAGACAUAGAGAAUGC